UACCAAGCUCUGAACAGACAGCAUAGUCGAUAACAGAUUCAUCGAUCCGGCUACCCAUGCUUUAUUUUCACCAUGGAGAAGCCUGUGGGUUCUUUACAAGAGCAAGCUUUAAAAAGAAAAGAAAGAUUAAAAGCUCUACGAGACCGGCAACUUCAAGGACAGGCAUCUGAGGAUGGAGAGCCUGAGAGAAAAAGAGCUCUGGAGGACUCUGAGACAGAGGACAGACAUAGUGCAAGAAUCACUGGGCAGCCCUUGCCUCUAAUCUUAUUCUCUUUUUUCACUCUUGACUUGUGUUCUCAGGAUCUGGCCAAUCUUGCCCCCAGAAAACCAGACUGGGAUCUAAAGAGAGACGUUGCCAAGAAGCUUGAGAAAUUAGAGAGGCGAACACAGAAAGCCAUUGCUGAACUUAUACGUGAACGGCUCAAGGGAAGUGAGGAAGAGCUGGCUGGAGCGGUUGGAGCAGUUGGCGUGGAAGAGGGAGACUAGGAUUGAAUCUGUUGAGAAUGACGGUCACGCACAACUGAUUUUCUAGAAGUUUCCUGCCCAAAUCCUCAUUACAUAGCAGCGUGUGUUUAAAACAGAUUUUUUUUUUUAUGCUGAGCUCAGCAUGAGUUCACACACAUCCAGAUCAGGUGAUUGUGAGAGAGAGUGAGAUACAGAAAGGAAGAAUCAGAGGAAUAAAGGUGUUUUUGUGUUUCAUUAUGGAGUACACAAAGACGACGUUCUCCUUUUUAUUAUUAUUUUGUUGUUUUGUAUAAGUAAACAGUUCUUUCUCUUCUAAAUUGACUCGGUCUUUUUCCUUUCUGGGUCUUAUGAUUAAAAACAUUUUCCAAUGUCAGUACACUUCUUUUAAAACAGAACUUGAAUGCUGAU
This is a messenger RNA of Sinocyclocheilus anshuiensis, 873 nucleotides long. RefSeq names its product coiled-coil domain-containing protein 12-like. Gene Ontology annotation, cellular component: post-mRNA release spliceosomal complex; U2-type spliceosomal complex. The coding region runs from base 73 to 486 and encodes 137 amino acids. The transcript is spliced from 5 exons. The record is from RefSeq and is a predicted model, not a curated record. NCBI's taxonomy places the organism in Eukaryota, Metazoa, Chordata, Actinopteri, Cypriniformes, Cyprinidae.